Panicum virgatum (switchgrass) is the source of this 1375-nucleotide messenger RNA. Its product is annotated as protein SODIUM POTASSIUM ROOT DEFECTIVE 2-like. The record is from RefSeq and is a predicted model, not a curated record. The transcript has 4 exons. NCBI's taxonomy places the organism in Eukaryota, Viridiplantae, Streptophyta, Magnoliopsida, Poales, Poaceae. The coding region runs from base 340 to 945 and encodes 201 amino acids. Gene Ontology annotation, molecular function: metal ion binding.
GUAGUAUAUGACAGCUCUACUUCUGGGUAAAAGAUUGUGGAGAUCCUACCACUCUUGUGCCUAACUCUGCCUUUUCUGUGCACAAAAGAACAAAGAGAAAACUAUUUUUCAGUAACGUUGUAGGAACAAAUACCAGCAUCACUUUUGGGGAGAGUAUUUUUUCCUUCCUUUUUCGAAGAGUUUUUUUUAAAUAACUUUUUCGAAGAGUUACUGCCAUGUAAAGCAAAGUGGCGCUCUGCUAUAUAAGCAGCAUUUCCUUACUCCAUAGCCCCAUUCCACCACCAUUUCAGAAACACAGCCAAAGCAGCUUAGCGCGUUGGUGGUAGCACUCACUGCACCAUGGCUCCUCUGCUCUUCAGGGACAUGAAGGGCCUCUCGUGCUCGUCGCCGGCGUCCACCGCGAUAUGCCCCAGCCUGGAGCGGCAGCCGAUGGUCCGGUCACACAAGGCCAUUGCCAGUGCCGGUGCCAGCCCUCUGUCUCAGGUUCCCACGGAGCCCAGGACACACAAGCAUGACGGCAAGAAAGGGCAGCAGCACAAGGCUGUCGUCGUCGCAAACGGCGGUGGCCUCGUCAGCCCCGCCGGCUCGUCCAGGUACCUUCUGAGCGGCCGUGCCCCGGCGUCCGCAUCCAUCGAGGAGAUCCAGGAGGUGGAUGCUGCCCCGGCCGUUGAUGCCAAGCUGGAGGAAGCAAGUGAAGUAGCUGAUCCGAAGAGCAGACAGGCGCAGGAACAGGUGGUUGUGCUGAAGGUAUCCCUGCACUGCAAAGCAUGCGCUGGGAAAGUGAAGAAGCACCUCUCCAAGAUGGAAGGUGUGACAUCGUUCGACAUCGACUUCGCGGCGAAGAAGGUGACGGUGGUCGGCGACGUGACGCCCCUGGGGGUGCUGAACAGCGUGUCCAAGGUGAAGAACGCCCAGCUCUGGGCGGCGCCGGCGAUAGCGGCCUGAAGAACGAAAAGGCCAAAAGGGUGUCUGAAAAAGCCAAAGCUAGCGUAGCCUAGGAUCCGUUGCCGUUGGCCGUGUCUGGUAGGGGAGUGCGGACCUGGAGCCGUGCGCGUACGCGUGUGGGGGCGCCGGGCGCUGGCUGCCACGGCCGGCCAGCGCGCUGGGACUGUGAGAGCCUGUGCUGGUGUGUCUCCUCGACCAGCAUGCGUCCACCAUGGCCCUGGCCGCCCUUGAAUGCAGCUUUGGUUUCAUCCUGUGGUCGUCUUGUGAUCCUCCAUCCUCCCUUGUUUUGCUGUGCUUGGCGCCAUGCGACAUGGGAGGCUAGGAUGCUUCCUUGUGGUACGGGCGGGUGACUCUGCUUCUUCUUGUUCUUUUUCCCCUCUUGCUGUAAGCAUGUAAUAUAAGAAUGCCAUUGCCUUGCUGUCUUGGUCUC